Messenger RNA from Micropterus salmoides (largemouth bass), 3598 nucleotides. RefSeq names its product juxtaposed with another zinc finger protein 1-like. Gene Ontology annotation, cellular component: nucleus. The coding region runs from base 164 to 895 and encodes 243 amino acids. The transcript is spliced from 5 exons. The record is from RefSeq and is a predicted model, not a curated record. Lineage: Eukaryota; Metazoa; Chordata; Actinopteri; Centrarchiformes; Centrarchidae.
CUCCCAGCUGCGUCCGCCGCUGCCCUGUCUGGCCGCCCGGUGUCUGCUCCGCCGCUCCGCGCUCUGCGGCGCUCCCACCCUGAACCCGAAGACUCUGCCUCCUCGUUCACCACCCCGGCUCCCGGACCCCCCUCUACCCGGUGAAUGCACCAGCGCCGAAAACAUGACGGGCAUCGCCGCCGCCUCUUUCUUCUCUAAUUCCUGCAGGUUCGGGGGCUGCGGACUCCAGUUCGAGUCUCUCGCCGAGCUCAUCGUCCACAUCGAGGACAAUCACAUCGACACAGAUCCAAGGGUCCUGGAGAAGCAGGAGCAACAGCAGCCCACUUAUCUGGCCCUAAGCUACAUCAACAGGUUCAUGACAGAUGCGGCGCGCAGGGAGCAGGAGACUAUGAAGAAGAAGGCCACACCCAAACUGUCCCUGUCCAUCACCGGCGGAGUGUCUAGGAACAGCACGGCCACGCCUCCUCGCCACACGAGCGGUAACCUGACGCCUCCCGUCACACCCCCAAUCACCCCUUCUUCCUCCUUCCGCAGCAGCACACCAACAGGCAGUGAGUAUGAUGAGGAGGAGGUAGACUAUGAGGAGUCGGACAGCGAUGAGUCGUGGACCACAGAAAGCGCCAUCAGCUCCGAGUCUAUCCUCAGCUCCAUGUGCAUGAAUGGGGGAGAGGAGAAGCCGUUCGCCUGCCCCGUCCCCGGCUGCAAGAAGAGAUACAAGAAUGUGAACGGUAUCAAGUACCAUGCGAAGAAUGGCCACCGCACACAGAUCCGUGUGAGGAAACCCUUCAAGUGUCGCUGCGGCAAGAGCUACAAGACCUCGCAGGGCCUGAGACACCACACCAUCAACUUCCACCCACCUGUCUCCACUGAGAUCUUGCGCAAGAUUCAGGGCUAAGAGCCCAUGGUCAAACCAAUCAACUGCCCCAAACAUAGCCCUAUCCUGACUUUUCUUAGCCGACCGCCCCUUUUAUACCCAUCCCAAACACUAAAGGAUCAAGUGCAUGCUUUAAGUUCUUCAAAUUUUUUUUCAUCUUUUUUUGUUUAUUUGUGUUACGUAAUUUUUUUCUAUCCAUGUAUUUUUGGAGAAAAACAAAUGUAUCUUUGUAGUAUUUUUAUUGUUGUACAUUUGCACAUUCGUAUAUGCUAUCACAUUUUUUUUAUAUUGUUACAUAAGGUGCUAACUGUAAAAAAACAACAGAAAGAAAAGACAAAAAAACAAACAAUAUGAAAGAAAAGAGGGGAAACGCGAAAGAAGAUGUGAAACAGAAAGUGCAACCAAGCCCUGCCCCUUUCUCUGCUCAGCUUUGAGUGGGGCGAAGUUGAUGUUAGUGCUGAUUUAAGUUCAGUGGUCGAUACACUCUAUUUCCGGGACUUCGCUGGGCUUAGAUCUGUGCCUUUGCAGUAACGUCUGGGGGUUUAAGUGCGAGAGUUAAGUUAUACUUUAAUAUAUAUAUAUUGAUAUAUAAACAAUAGACAGAUAUGUAUGUGUACAUACAAAUAUAUAAAAGUAUUCAUGAGCAUAGACAUAAAUAGUUACAUUUUAUUUUUAAGCUUCAAAUUUCAAGCUUUAUUUUAUAUAUUUUUGUCAGUGUUUUAGAUUAUUUCGGGGUUUUUUUUCUUCUACGUAUCAGUAAGUGUUCCUUUUAUUCCUUAUUUGCUGAGACGGCCAGUUCAGUCACAUCAGAGGUGAAAGAUCUCACUGACUUUAGGUUCGGAGAGUCAGGUUUUCUCUCGCCACAUCCUAGAGAUCAGGAGCUAAUAGGCUGCGCCUUUCGGUACGACACACACACACGUCGUAAUCACAUGCUCAUGUUUUACUGUUGAUCAGGAAGGGACGCUGAACGUAUUAGAACACGGCCCAGGCCAGUAAUCCAUAUCUUAAACAUUUCAUCCCCGCAGGAAGCCAUCCAUGUAUUUCAUAUCUCCUGUGUUUCCUCAUUCAGAGUGCCAGAGCUGUGUUCCAGAGACUUAGCUGUGGAAGCAGGUUAAGCAUCAAACCUUAUUCCAGCUGCCAAGAUCUUUGUUGUUGUUUAGUUUUUUCCAUGAUUGUUGCCAACAGCUCUCCACUGCCAAACAUUGACCAUACCAUGUGCCUGAUGAGGGGUGGGGGAAUGAGUGGAUGUACAUCGACGGAAUGUUUUCACGCAUGCUUUCUGUGUCGUAACGAGAGAAAUAAUGUAUGAAAGAAGAGGGUGGGUUUGUCUUUGAAAGACCUGUCAUUUGUGUGUGUUGUAGACAAGAGCAUUCCAAUUCAUUGUUUGUACUGUAUGUGUGUGUGAUGUGCAUGAGUGCCGGGUGUGUGUGUUUUUCAGCAGUAUCCAAGUCAUCAGCCUAUCGAGUGUUAGUGUAUUCUGUGUGUUUCAGUGCUCAGAUCUGUCAUGUUCUCUGUGCCGGGCCGCUGGUUCGACUCCUGUGGAGCAGGAUGGCUGGCUGGCUGGCUGGCAGCGUUGCGUCAUGUAGUGUAGUGGUGGCCAACUUGUUGUCCCCUGACUGGGAUUUCAUCACUCAUAUCAUUGCCUCUAGAAAAACAAGAGCGGUGUGGUGCCGCGUGCCAAGACACAACUGAUUCAUGACAUCGUUUCCCUCAUCGUGCACAAUGUUUUUAUUCUGCAGAAGGCUCAAAGCAUGAGCUUUUUUCUGUUUUGUUCGUUUGAUGGGAACAGUGACCUCUGACAUGCACACACCCUCCUGUCCUCCAAGCUGCUGUUGCCAUGGAAACCACUGGGUUAGCACAGCAAAGAGACCUCUUUUUAAUACACUUUGAUAACACUUCAUUUUCUACAUUGUCUUUAGAAGGCAGAUGCCAGAUUUUUUUCUUCUUCUGGCAUUUGUUUAUUUAACCCCCUAAUUAAUUUUAUAGGGUUAAAUAAACAUAAAUGAUUUAACCCUUUCAUUUCUUUUUUAAAUGAUUUCCUGACUAGUAAUUACCAUGUGACUGUACUGUACAUGCAACGCCUUUAAGUCAUGUGCAACCUUACAAAAGCACAAAUGUGGCCUGAAAGAGCUCCAAAAACCUUGGUAUCAGUUUCAAAGUACGUCUGUGGACUUCAGUACCCUGAAAGCAGCCAUGAGAUAAUGGUGUGCGUGUGAUACAAAGCUUCAUUCCUGCUUUUCAGCGUAGGGGAAGAGUUACCAUGGCUUGGAUCAGAGCAGAGACAGGUCGAGAUGGAUGGAGACAGAGUGUCUCCCUUCAAAGCUCUGUGAAACACUCGUAAAAACCAUCUCCACUUCACAGACAUCGGCGUCACCGUGGCAAUAGUUUCGGCUUUAUACAGGGCCCAAUUGCAGUAUUAGGCUACACAUAUGGGAGAAGAGGAGCGGAGGCUGUGUGCAGAAGGAGGAGAUGAGGGAGGGGUUUCAAUAUACUGUGUACAGUGAAUGUAUUGUAACGUGUCUUGUCAAGUGCUUUUAAAUUAUAUUUUCGUAUGUAACGUGGAGACCAAUGUUUCCUUUUUGUAUGGGGGGGACAACAGGUUCUGAGCGGAGUAACUUGUAAACAAUGUCAAACUGUCUUUCUAUAUAAAAGAGAAGCUGCUUAAAUGUAAACAGGAAGUGACUGAAAAAACUGCAAAAUAAAGUAAAAAGCUCUUUAGCUCAG